AUGUAUAUUGAAGUUGGCGGCCAUGCUUAUCAUCAGGAUUGUUGUUUCGAAGUUCAACUUUAUCCAUUGCUUCUGUCAGAAUUUACGUUGCGAUUGAAGGAUGUUACAUUUCCGCAAAAGAAAAUGACAACCGAAGUAGCAAUGCAAACUGUGGAGGUGCAGACUGGUGUUGAUGGAACUUUGGGGGUAUACGCUAAAGUGGCAGUUGUCUUUACUCUAAUCGGCACAUUUGCUGCUGUAUUUUAUGCAGGUUCUCGAAUUGGAAAAGGGGAAUGA
Messenger RNA from Meloidogyne enterolobii, 276 nucleotides. Lineage: Eukaryota; Metazoa; Nematoda; Chromadorea; Rhabditida; Meloidogynidae. The record is from the annotation of a GenBank genome assembly.